CUCUCCUAGACGCGACGGUCAGGAACUAUCCGCCCCACAUCUUAUCUGAGACCGGAAGGAGGUGCCUGGAAAACACUGGAAAAAACAAAACCGACAUUCUUCGUUUGGAGGCUCAAAAACAUCUGGAAGGACAUCUGGAAGGACUCCAUCCACCCUUCAUGGGCCAGAGCCCUCUGCCACUUCAGAACCCGGACAGCGAUGACGUUUGCUGAGGACAAGACUUAUCAGUAUAUCCGCAACCAUCACGGCAAUUUUUGCAAUAUUCAUGUUCUGGAGAUUCUGCCUUACCUGUCCUGCCUCACAACAAGUGACCAGGACCGACUGCGGGCCUCCUAUGAGCGCUGGGGGAACCAGGGCACUCUCUGGGACCUCUUCAACAGCCUUCGGCGGAGGAACGGCUGGGUGCCUUCCUUCAUUGGGGCACUGAGGGCCUGUGAACUGUCUAGUCUCGCUGAUGAAGUGGACCGAGUCUACCAGAGCAACCUGCUACGGAAUCCGAACCACCCCCCAUCCCCACUGGAGCGGCCAUCAGUUCCUGCUGGGGUUCCAGGGCCCUCCACACCUGCUGUGGCCCCCAGCAUCCCCAGCAAUGGCUACAGAGAGGACGAGCCAAGUUACCCUAUGCCUGUCCAGGACACCCAGCCACCAGAGUCCCUGGGAGAGAGUUCGAAGAAAGCCCCACAGCCACCCAGCUCUGGGGCUGUCCUCAAGAAGCUGGGUGGCCCCCUGCAGCCCUCAUCUGACACGGUGGCCCUCAGCCCUCUGACCUGCAGUGGACAUCAGGAGCAAGACACAGAACUGGGCACUACGCACACAGCAGGUGUGGUCUCCAGUUUCACAUCGUCCUACAGGCCUGUGUCUCCGACUGUCUCCUUCCAGCCCAUGGUUCGUUCUACCCCCAGGGAAAGCCGCUUGCCUGGACCCCCAGUGUCAGCUCCAUCUAUUGGCACCUCCUCCUCCUCCACUGGCUUGGCCUCUGCAGGAGGUGCUGGUGACCAGGCUGAAGGUACCAUCGGCUCCAGCGGGGCAGGGGUGCCCCCCAACUCAGCAUUUGGCAGCACAGUGCCUUCCAAGUUGUCCACCAGCUUGAAGCCCCCUGGUGCAAUGCCCACUAAUGUGCUCACCAGUCUAGCACCAUCCAAAUUGCCCAUCAACUCAGUGCGUUCUGGCAUGGUGCCACCUACUGGCUUGGUGCCUGACGACAGGAAACAUAUGUGCACGGUGCCCAGAAAGCUGCUUGACAACACAGGGCCCACCAUCAGGAACAGCAACAGACUCAUGGAGGAGACUCCAGCAUCUCCAGCAGCCACAGGUACUGCCACUGGAGGCACCUCACCCUGGCCAGAUAGCAGCUCUGACUGCUGGGGCUCAGAGCUGGAGCUGAGCAAGCCUGGCAGGCUGGUAUCCAGAAUGGACAGCCAACCGUUCUCGGGCUGCUCCGCAGACCUUGCCAUCAGCCUCAGUAACUCCCUGGGCGCGGGGCCUGACAACGCUCCGGAGGAAAAUGAGUACAAGUCGGAGGACACCAUUAGGAUCCACGGGGGCCCCAGUACCCCCAACCUGGGGGACAGCCCUGGGACACACACCGCCCCAGGAUUCCGGGAGGAGGAAGAGUUGGAGGAGUUGCUGGUGGUCAGGACCUCGUCCUGGCCUCCGUGGCUCAGUGUGGCUGUGGCUGGGGUGCUCCUAGCUGUGCUCCUGGCCACACGGUACCGGCGGCGCCUACUCCAGUGAAACUCCUGGGCCCUCCUUAUCACGCAUCUGCUCCCUUUCCCAUGGUACAUCUGCCUGAGCCACUGAGUUGAGCUGUCCCACCAUCCUUGACGCUAUCUCGGGGCUGGGAGAGGCUGGGUCAAAGGCGAGGCAGCAUUUCCAUCCCAGCUCGUGCCCUUGGCAGCUCCCCCACCAUCCUUGGCUUUCUGGGCCCUGGGCUGCCCUGAGUGCUCCAGCCCUUGCCCACCUGGCCAUCUGGUUGUUGCCCUUAUCCUCUGGAGGAGGUGCCCCCGUCUAGGCCUUAUCCCUCUUUACCCAAGUGCAAGGAUCAGGAGGUGCUGCUGGAGACCGCAGGGGGUCGGAAACAUCCCCCAUCCUGCUCUGGUCCCUGGCAGCCAAUGGGGGGGUAGGGGACCCCAUAGAACAUCAUUCCAGCCCCCAGUGGCCCAGCCUCAGGCUAUUGCCCCAGCAGCAGCGGAGUGGCCCACCUUCAAGGACUUAGUCUCCUGCCUCUCUGGUUCCCCUCCCCUGCCACACAAGGUUGGGGAGGAGGUCUGGAGAUUCCCAUGGACCCCUGGGAAGCCUGAUCAGGUGCUAGGCCUGAGGACCACCUAAGUGCCCCUCUCCAGCCUUCUCAUCCUGGUCUCUGUUCUCUUCAGCUCUGUAUGGGGGUUGGAGAGGGAGCACGUGCAGGGCAGAGCUCAGGCCAAGGUUUGGAUUUCAGCUCCACCCCUUCUUGGGCUGUGUGGCCUUGGCAGAUAAUCAGCCUUCUCUGGUCUUGCUUACUCAUGUGGACCCGUGAGGAUCAUGGCUCAUCCUUCACUGUGUUCUGAGAUUGAAGCAUACAUGUCUUUGUCAAGUGCCUGGUCCAGAGCAGGUGGCCACUAAAUGCUUCUCUCACCUCUCCCUGCCCAGCCUGGUAGAGAGAUGAGGGCAUGAGAGGCAGAGUGCCCAGUGGGUAAGUGUGCACUGCUGCAGUGUAGGAUGGCCUAAGCCUGCAUCCCAUCUUACUAACUCUGUGCUCUUGGGCAAGCUGUUAACCUCUCUGUGCCUGUUUUCUCAUCUGUAAAGUGGGGAUGAAUAGUAAAACUUAAUGUAUAGACAUACAUGUCCUAGUGUUGUGAGGAUUAAAUGAGUUUAUCUAUAUAAAUCUUAGAA
This is a messenger RNA of Mesoplodon densirostris (Blainville's beaked whale), 2871 nucleotides long. RefSeq names its product mitochondrial antiviral signaling protein (gene MAVS). The record is from RefSeq and is a predicted model, not a curated record. Bases 199 to 1734 code for a protein of 511 amino acids. Lineage: Eukaryota; Metazoa; Chordata; Mammalia; Artiodactyla; Ziphiidae. The transcript is spliced from 7 exons.